GUCAAGACCAAGAAUGGGCGCGCGACCGAAAGACCGCGGGAUGGGGAACAGGGCCGAAGCCGUGCGCGGUGCCGAUCAUCGACGGGGACAGCCGAGUGGCGGCGGGCAGCGACGAGGGAGGCUGGAAAGGGCGGAGACUGAGCGGAAAGAGCCGAAGCUGAGCCGAUGUCGAGCGAUGGGGGCCGAAAACUGACGGAAGAAUCCGAAGGCCCAAGGGAGGGCUCGAGGGCCGCUCCGCGCCGUAGACUCAGUCGGGGAGCCGAGGCUGAGGACCGAGCGGCGGGACGCAAUGGGAGCGGGCGGGCCGCGCCCGAGAGCGGCGGCCCGGACACGCGGGACACCGAGGACGGCGGGACACCGAGGGCGGCGGGACACCGAGGGCGGCGGGACACCGAGGGCGGCGGGACACCGAGGGCGGCGGGACACCGAGGACGGCGGGACACCGAGGACGGCGGGACACCGAGGACGGCGGGACACCGAGGACGGCGGGACACCGAGGACGGCGGGACACCGAGGACGGCGGGACACCGAGGACGGCGGGACACCGAGGACGGAGCGGCUGUUGUGAAGCCCAACGUCCACAGGAUGGAAAGGUCCCGAGUCCCGAGUCCCCUGUGCUCAGGGGACCCUGGGGAAGCGGGGGGGCCCACCUUAUCCCCUCCUAGAACAUACCCCGUCCAGUGGCUGAGGCACAGAUACCGUGACCGCCGCCGUCAGUGUCCAGGACCGCACAGACGCAGCAGGGAUUCACAGGAGGUAAGGGAAGCGCCUGCUUACUCUCCCACCCCUGCAUGGUCUGUUGACUGUGGGCUGCAGACACCCACCUUCUCAGGGGACGCUGUGGCACAGAGCUUGACACAGGUUAAUUAAUUGCAGAGUUUGUUAUUUCUUCUAAAUGUUUGUUUUGUUUUGUUAGAGAGAGACACACAUGGGUUCAGGGUGGCGGAGAACCAAGCAGGCUCUGUGCUGUCACCUUAGACUCCGUCACGGGACUCGAACCCACAGACUAGGAGAUCAUGACCUGAGUUGACAUCCAGAGUCAGAUGCCUGCCGACUGAGCCCCCCAGGCCCCGAGUUUGGAUUCCUAGAGCCACGCCAGAGUUCCUUGUCCCCUCCCCAGCGUCACACACAUUCUCUCCCAACGGGAAGGCCCCUUCUGGGGAACUGCUGUGGGAGAGCCCCGAGUCCCCAUCCUGAAUGUGCUCCCUGGGGAGCCGAGCUCCGCUGGUGCACGUGCCUCUCGCACUGGAAGAGUCUGGAACAGUCGUGAGCAGUAGGUCACCCUGCAAGGUGGGACUGGCUGUGCCGGCGCUGGAGGCUGUGUCCCUCUCGUGUACGACCAGCAGGACGCUUGGGACUGUAGGGUGUUUAGCAGGGAUGGCGCCCAGGCCACACGCCCAGAGUGAAAACCUGGGAACGCUGUAGGGGACACGGCUUCAGGCCACGGACGGGACAGACUCCCGUGGCACCACGUGGGCACUCACCACCUAGACAUGGACGCACCGUUUCCGGUCUGUGUCUCUACAGCACUGCACUGGGCCAGCUCAGAGGCCUCACGAGUUCACAUUAACUUUGUCUCCUUAUUGCUAGUUCUAGACCACGAGUUAAAGCUGGAUUCAAAUGCUCUUUACCCAAAAAAUUACAAAAAGAAAACGUUCACCAUAUGCACUUGAGGCAUCACGGUGGCGGCUCCUAGAGCUUUCCUGCUCGGCUGGGAACACAGCCAGUGCAGGACAGUGUUGGGGCAGCUCCAUGUGCAGGGUCAGGUACAGCAGCAGGACACCCCCUCCUAGGGCGUCCGAGGCUGAGGGAGACGGAGACAUUGGAGCACAGAGAGGGAGCCCACACCACACGUGCCGGUCUGCACUGUGUUUUGUUUUGUUUUAACAUUUAUUUAUCAUUGAGAGACAGACACAGAGCGUGAGCCAGAGAGGGGCAGGGAGAGAGGGAGACACAGAAUCCGAAGCAGGCUCCAGGCUCCGAACUGUCAGCACAGAGCCCCACGCGGAGCUCGAACUCACAAACUGGGAGAUAUGACCUGAGCCGAAGUCAGUCGCCUAACCAACUGAGCCACCCAGGUGCCCCGAACUCACCGUCUGUUUUAAUGCACUUGCACUCAGCCUCACCAAGUGGACUCUGACCAGCAACUAAGGCGCCAUUUGGACAGCAGGUUUCAAGCCCGUCCCUUACUAGAGACAGCACUGCAGCGAAGGGGUGGGUGCUCCGUGGGAGGUCCCGUCCUAGGGAGGCAGAUGACACACAGACUCAUCAGCCUCCCCAGGACAGCGAGCCUUCUGCGAAACAGACAGGGGGAACGAUGUCAGAGCUCCGCACUGGGCCACCUGUCUAGAGUAGGUGGGUCACCUUCUAGAAGGACUGCCACGCAUUAUGCCAAGACUUGUCUCCGACUCCGCUUCAGCCUGCCCUUUGUGGACAUGGUGCAGAGCCAGUUGAGUGCCCUACACAGAUCAGUGGAGACGGACAGAGAAUCUGGGACUGACCCACACUUACAGGAUCAACUCCUGUUUGACGAAGGUUCCAGGACAGUCCGAUGUGGGAAAACAUGGUCCUUUCAACAGAAAGUGAUGGGGAAAGUGGACAUCCAUAUGGCCAAAAAAAUAACAUUGAUCCUUGCUUCACACGGUGCACGACAUAAAUUCCAAAUGGGUCACGUACAUAAUCAUAGAAUCAAACGUGUAGGAGAAACAUGGGAUAAAACAUGCCCUGUGUGUGUCCGGAUGUGCACGCAGUGGAGACGCAUACUUCACAACUUAAUACAGAAUAUACACAGAACUGUUUCCACAAUAACACAAACAAGUCCCUGAGAUGAUGGGAAGACACUUCCCAAAAAAUACACGGUUGCCCAGUAAGCACACAGAAAUGCUCAACGUAUUAGUCGCCGGAGAAAUCUAAAUUAAAACCAUGAGAUCCCACUAAACACCCACGUGAAUGACUACAGUGAAAAAGACAGACGUGCCACAUGGCGAGGCUUUGGAGCAGUGGGGACUCUCCUACGCUGCUCACGGGAGCGGUGCUCACACUUUGCAAAACUACUUUCAUCAGUUUCUUUUAAAAGUUAAAAUACAGGGGGUGCCCAGAUGGCCCAGUUGGU
This is a messenger RNA of Prionailurus viverrinus (fishing cat), 3112 nucleotides long. RefSeq lists its product as uncharacterized. The transcript has 3 exons. The record is from RefSeq and is a predicted model, not a curated record. Bases 166 to 870 code for a protein of 234 amino acids. NCBI's taxonomy places the organism in Eukaryota, Metazoa, Chordata, Mammalia, Carnivora, Felidae.